AUGCUAUUGAACAACCUCUGUGAAAGCUUCAACGCUACAAUAUUGGAUGCAAGAGAGAAGCCCAUUAUCACUUUGCUUGAGAAAAUUAGGUAUUGGUUGAUGAAUAGGUACUAUGUAAAACGAGAUAGUGUAAGAAAAUGGGUACAGCCUGUGGGGAAAAGGAUCUUGAAAGUGAUAGAGAAGAAUAAAUUAGUUGCCAGGCAUUGUCAAUGCACCAGGGUUGAUGCUCAUAGGUUCCAGGUUCAGUAUAAAGACUUCAAGUGUUUUUCUAUGAAUCUGGUUGAGAAGGUCUACACUUGCAGACUUUUCCAACUCUCUGGGAUACCAUGUAGGCAUGCCUUAUCUGCCAUAUGGAGUGGUAAUCUCAAUAUCAUGGACUUCGUUAAUGUUGCUUAUAAGAAGGACACCCUUUUGGCUCAAUACAUUGGCAUCAUAGAACCAAUGCCCUCACUUGAUAAAUGGCCAGAUGUAGGCCAAAAUCCCAUAUACCCACCAUCAGAAACGGUGUUGCCUGGGAGGCCAAAAAAAUCUCGAAGGAGGGAAAUAGAUGAGCCUCCAUCAGCCACUGCAACUAAAGCAAGUAGGGUAGGACAGCCUAACCAUUGUAUCAAUUGUGGUAAUCAGAAUGUUAAAGGAAAAAGAAUGGGAAGGCCACCAAAGACAAAUCCAACCCCAUCAACUGUGAAAAGAAACAUUAGAAGAGCUAAGCAACAGGCAAGGGAGGCUGCACAAGGCAAUAGCCUUUUUACUGAACUAUAA
Messenger RNA from Humulus lupulus (European hop), 759 nucleotides. RefSeq lists its product as uncharacterized. Lineage: Eukaryota; Viridiplantae; Streptophyta; Magnoliopsida; Rosales; Cannabaceae. Gene Ontology annotation, molecular function: zinc ion binding. Bases 1 to 759 code for a protein of 252 amino acids. The record is from RefSeq and is a predicted model, not a curated record. The transcript is spliced from 4 exons.